Molecule: messenger RNA, 4781 nt
Organism: Onthophagus taurus
Lineage: Eukaryota; Metazoa; Arthropoda; Insecta; Coleoptera; Scarabaeidae
Gene: Helz
Product: Helicase with zinc finger
Biological process (GO): regulatory ncRNA-mediated post-transcriptional gene silencing
Cellular component (GO): P granule; cytosol
Molecular function (GO): helicase activity; metal ion binding
Source: RefSeq, a predicted model, not a curated record
ACUCCCCAUGGAAAAAAAACUUUCCAAAUAUUUUCAACAACCCAUACGUCAAGUUUAUUAUGUUUUUUCAUAUCAACAACAAAUAACCGAUAAAAAGAACAUUAUAUUUAAAUACUAAACGGUUAUAAAAGAUAAACACCGAAAUUUAGUCAUCGUCUAAUCCACUAAUUAUGAUGGUUUCUAACAGACUUUCUUAUUAAAAGAAUUGAUAUGGAUAAAGAGGCAAGCGACUUUGUGGAUAAUAAACAAUGGGGCCCAGCGUUAGAAAUUUACACAAAACUAUUACAUAGCCCCGGUUUGGAUAAGCAGCAAUUCCUGUUUUAUAUUUACAUGCGAAUGGGGUGUCUUUCGGAGCUUGGGCAACACGAAGGGGUUAUAAACGACUCUCGUGCCAUUUUAGAACUGCUUGGAGUUGGUGAGGAGAACGAGCGUAUCGAAUUUAAGGUGCGACAACGUUUGGUUUAUUCGUUGUUGUCACUUCAAAGGCAUCAAGAAGCGGAAUUAAUAGUUCAAGAAUGGACCUCGAAGAAUAAAGCAAGAGAAUCCUCUAAAUGUUUAUCACAACUUUGUAGUAAUUUUUAUAAUCAAAGUCAUAAUUUAUCAAGAUCCUCGAUGAACGGAUUUGUACAGGAAAAUUUAAAUCGUCCUAGAUGUAUUUAUUGCAACUCUACAUUUAAUGAUCAAAUAGAAUUACGACUCCAUUGUCAAAGUGAGGCCCAUCAAAUGGCGGUUAUGUCGGAUGAAGGGAGAGAUUGGCAUUUUAGGCCCCCUCCGCGUGGUUAUAACGGGGAUCAUUACGUUUUAUGCGAAAGUUUUUUGGAGAAUAAUAAUUGUAGAUAUGGAGUGCAUUGUACGGAGGCUCACGGAGCUGGGGAAUUAAAUGAAUGGAAGGAACGGUUUCAAUAUCGAUUAAUGAAAAUGCAAAGGGCUUACGAAAAGGAGUUGUAUGGUAAAUCGUACACUGAGGAGUUAUUAGAACAAUGGUUGCAAUCUUCGAAUCCUGAGGAAAUUAUGAAAGAAAAUUUAGAUUACGUUAUAUGUUCUUGUUUAUCGGAUUUAACGAUAAGUAUACCGACGAAAAAUACUUGCCAUAGUUGGAAAUUUGCAAUUCAAAGUGCGUUUAAAUUAAAAAGUGUCGCUUUAUUGCAAGAUACUUAUAGAAAUCAUUUCGAAAUAGCCUCAAUUAUUUAUAAAGAUUUAAUUAAUAAUCAAUUUGUAGAACUCGUCGCCGAUAACAAACAAGAAUGGACCACCUUAAUUAACGAAAACCACCAAAAUCAAGUUUUAUCAAACCAAGAAUACAACAUAACCAUUAAUUUCCACACAAACAUUUUCGGAACGUUUCGCCAAAGCAUUGUAUUUAAUUUCGGAUCACACCCGGUUCUUGUAAAACACGUUUGCGUCGACGUCGUACCAAUUAUGGAUUUAGAAAAGAUUAACGAUAUUAAAAAGGAGAUAAUUCUCUCGAAUGGGAAUCGUUGGAACUCGUCGAAUUGUAAUAUUAUCCCGUUUAAUUCCGUUUUAACAACAACCGACCCUUGGAUUAAAACGUUACAAGCCAUGUACCCAAACCCGAACCCCGAAACUUUCGUUUUAUCUCAAAGCACGAUCAUAGAAAAACAUUUAAGUAGGCACAAUUAUAAAACGCGAAUGCACGAAUUAUUAUUUUUGGAGGAAUUAGCUCGCAACGAGCAGAUUUCGAUGUAUAACUUAAAAACCAAGCUAACAAUCGCUCAAAGUUACGUUUUAACUUACUCGAAUAGCUCGAGUACCGCUAAAUAUUCUAAUAACGGCGAAUUGUUUGCUUUGAUUAAAUUGGGGACUGAUUUGUCGGAGGAUACACCCCACGGGAGAUUAAUUUUAAGUAAUUGUACGAGUGUUUUAUUAGCUCCUGAUGGAGAUGAGUUCAAUAAUUUAACCGUUUACGAGUGUUUGAUCGAAGAUAAAGGAAAAAAUGUAAUUUAUUUACGAAUUUCGGCGAAAGCCGUUUUAGAUUUAAACUUAAACAUUAAUUAUUUAUUCCCCGCUCAAAUACAAUUUCAAUUAAAUCGAAUCCCUUACUGCGAGUGGCAUUACGCCGUCGAUAAAUUAAACGAUUUUAAAUUAAUUUACCCCGACGUUUUCGUACAGCCCGAAAUACCGUGGAGUCCGGGGUUGCAAUGGAACGAAGGGAUGGAUACGCGGUUAAACGUGAAACAACGCGAGGCUAUAAUCGCGAUAUCAACACCGCUUUACGUUAAAUUACCCCCGAUUUUAAUAAUUGGCCCGUUUGGAACAGGAAAAACUUUUACGCUGGCUCAAGCGAUUAAGCAUUUGCUUUCGACGCCUUUUAAUCGAAUUUUAAUUUGUACCCACUCAAACAGCGCGGCUGAUUUAUACAUAAAAGAUUAUUUAGAUCCAUAUGUUAAAUCGGGGCACCCAGAGGCGACCCCUUUAAGGAUUUAUUACCAAAAACGGUGGGUUGCCACCGUUCACGACACCGUUCAAAAGUACUGCUUGAUUGAUGGGGAUGGUUCGAAUUCGUCGAAGAAAAAUUUUCGAUUACCUACAAUUGAUGAGAUUAAAAAUCAUCGGAUUAUUGUUGUUACGUUGUCGAUUUCGAUGUAUUUAACGACGAUUGGGUUACCCAAAGGAUUUUUCACCCACAUUUUAUUAGACGAAGCGGCGCAAGCUAUCGAAUGCGAGUCGAUUAUGCCUCUUGCUUUAGCGAAUGAAAAUACGAGGAUUGUUUUAGCCGGAGAUCACAUGCAAUUGAGUCCAGAGGUUUACUCGAAAAUCGCGAAAGAAAGAAAGUUCCACGUUUCUUUGUUGGAGAGGUUAUACGAUCAUUACCCAACGAAUUUUCCGUGCAAAAUCUUAUUAUCGGAGAAUUAUCGGGCUCACAAAGCGAUUAUUGAUUUCACCUCAGAGAGUUUUUACGAUCAAAGAUUAGUCGCUUGUGGGAAACAACCGAGUCAUGAAAAUUAUUACCCCCUAACUUUUUACACAACUCGAGGCGAAGACGUUCAAGAUCAAAACUCAACCGCUUUUUAUAACAACUCAGAAGUUUAUGAGCUCGUCGAACGAGUAACCGAGUUAAGAAACGUUUGGCCGGAAAAUUGGGGCAAAUUCAACGAGCACUCAAUAGGGAUCAUGAGCCCAUAUUCGGAUCAAGUAUUUCGGAUUAGAACCGAAUUGCGGAAAAGAAAAAUGCACGGAAUUUCGGUUGAGCGAGUCCUAAACGUGCAAGGAAAACAAUUUCGGGCCGUUUUUUUAUCGACCGUUCGCACAAGAAGAACGUGUCAACAAAAAAAUAACGACGAAUUAGAAUACGGGUUCUUAUCCAACUCAAAAUUAUUAAACACGGCUGUUACGAGGGCGCAAAGUUUGGUUGUUGUGGUCGGAGAUCCCGUUUCUUUAUGCACAAUCGGGAGGUGUAGCAAAGUUUGGGAGCGAUUUUUAGAAAUUUGCGAAAAAAAUCACAGCUUAUUCGGGAUAAGUUGGUCCCAAUUGCGGAAUCAACUAGACGGGGUCGAAUUAAAAAAGAAUUACGGAUUAAACCCUCUAGCCCCUGAAUUCGUACCAAGAAAACACUUAAUGGAGGCUUACAUCAUUAACUCGAAAGUUUCCCCAAAUUUCGUUUGGCCCGCAAACGUCGAAAUGAUAAAAACCCCAGCUUCACCCACAAUUUCAUCAUCAACACAACCCCCACCGCAACAAUCUCAACCACGUCCAGUUUUUUACCAAAUUCCACCCCCAACCCAUUUUAACACCCUCCCCCAAUUCAUCCACGUCCCCAGAAUACCCCCGUUAAUUCCAAGACCCACUUACAUAAUUAACUCAAAUUAUUUCCCCAAAUACAACCCCCCACCCCCGUUUAUUCAAAACACAAACUUAUUCCCCCCGAUUUUACCCCCACAACAACAGCCACCGAUUAAUAAAAUAAUCCCAACAAACGAAAACAUACAAAUAAUUCAAUCAAAACAACCCUUAAUUAAUAUGAACCAAGAAGAAAAGGGGAUGAUUCAAUUCUUAGGGAACGUUCAUUUCCCCGAAUCGAUGCAAAAUUCGACCCUAAAUGAAUGCGUAAAUCUCUUACCGCCGAAUAUGACACUCGCUGAUAUGAUCACCCAAAAUUAUAAAGUCCAAGAAAGUUGGUUUCGUUAUUUAUUAAAUACUAAAGGGAUUGAAGCGGCGAAAAAAUUCGAAUGUUUGAUUCAUUUAACGACGAAAAGGGAUCGAUUGAGUUUGACGCCGACUAAUUCGAACGUAAAUGGGGUUUGUCAUAAUAUAGGUGAGCACAAUUUGAGUGGUCAAGAUAAUUGGACUCGAAUCAAUAUGAACGAUUCGGUUUUUUUGAUGGAAAAUGGGACUCAACCGAAAUCGACUCCUUUGUAUCAAAGGGGAGUGUCGAAUUCGAGUCCCAGUAAUAAGUUGGAUGAAAAAUUUUCGAAUUUAAGUUUAGGGGAGACGACCGCUAGUUUGGAGAAUAAAAGUUAUGCUAGCGUUUUGAAAAAGUCUAAGCCGGUCACACCUUUGGAGUUGAUAAAUAAUUUAAAGCCGGAUAAUUCGGAAAAUGAUUCUAGACUUUACCAGUAUUUUGUAUAGAUUUAGAUGUUUAACACCUUUUUAAACGGAUUUGUAUAUAGAUUUUUUUUAAUAUAUAUUUAGAUUUUUUAGUGAUAAGUCUUAAUAUUAGUUUUAAAUCUUUUUCCCUGUGGAUUGUAAGUCUUUUAUAGAGAUUUAAAAAAAAGUGUAUGUGUACAUAAAUAAAAGUUUCUGUAAUAAAUCGAUGUAGUUUA